AUGGAUGCCCUUACAAAAAUUGUAGCAACAGGAGAGAGAGCAAUAUCUGAAUUGAAUAAAUAAUCAUUAACAUAAUGGAAUGCGACUACUACUAGUACAAUUAAAUAUGUAUGGAAUUGAAUAUUUAGUAAAGAUAAUAGAACGGUUGAGUUUGUGUUUUGAUGAGAUCAAUUUUCAUUUAUAGAAGAAAGGCUUAAAUGAAGAGGCCAAUGUAAUCUCAAAGUUAUACAAUCAUUUUAAUGUAUUGUUCCAAAAAGUUGAAGAGAUUAAUCAACGAAAACAUUAAAAUCCUCCAGAAUUACCUUUGGAGUAUUGUUAAAGAUCAUUCUCAACAAAUGCUAGUACAAAAACUAUAUUUGGUGGAGCAGAGAUCUAAAGUUUUAGUAUAUUUUCUGCUUAGAAAUCUAAAUUCGUAUCUGCAGAAUAAGAAUUCAGAAGUAAUAAGCCAAAAUUUAAGAAGAAUGUAUUAUCUAAGGGAACAGACACUGGGGAAGAUGCAAUGCGUUAUUUAAAUAUAGAAUAUUUGGGUGAAAAAGAGAGGGAAUUGUAAAGAGCUAAAGAGGAAAAUGAAAUGAAUCUUAGAGAAAUAGAAAAGUUUCUUAAACUUAAAGGAUUAUGGAGUGAAAUACAUGCUAGCAAUGCUCCUUAUAAAUUAUAAGAUCUUGGUAAAACUUUAGAAAGAGAACUUUAACGAAAUGAAAUGUUUAUUAAUGAAUAAAUAAGAAUUGCUAAUUAAGAACCUGACUUUCCAUCUAGAGAUAUGAAAUAAGAAAUAAAAGAUAGAGUUGUUGUUGGAGUUCAAAAAUCAACUGCAGAUAGGAUAUUAAAGUAUGCUGAAAGAAAAAUGAAAGAAGAAUUUGAGAAAUUUUAAUUGAAGAAGAAUGGAGGAUUAUAAAUGCAUAAGAGAAAAUCAUAAAAUAUGUAAAGAAUUGAUGAAUUAGAACAUUUAAUUAAUACUAAAAAUGAAGAAAUUUUGGAAAAAGAAUCAAAAAUGUCUGCUUUGUAUUCUAAAUUUGAAGAUUAGGAGAGAAAAUUAAUAAAUUUAAUGAUAUAAAUGGAAUAAAUAAAAGCUAAUGAAAAAAAUAAUAAUACAUUUACUAGUAGUUAAGCAAAUGAGAAGUAGAGUCAUAUUGAAAUUUAAGUAAGUUUGAGUGAUCCUAAGAUAUUUAAAUUAGAAUUAUAAUUGAAAGAAAUUGUUGAAGAGAAUUAGAAUAUGAAAGGAGAAUUAUAAACACUAUAUGAAUAAGCUAAAAAUGAUAAAUAGAAAGUUUUAUUAAAACCUUAAUUAAUUGAAGAAGUUUUAAUGAUGAUUAUUUAAAGUGAAUUAUAAGCAGAAGGUAAAAUAGAAUUAUUAUAAACUUUUUUGUAAUAUUUGAUUGAAAAUUCAGAGAAUGAUAUUGCAAAAAUGCCACCAAAUGAAUUAUAUAAAACAGUUAGAUAAAAAAUGCAAUAUAAUAAUAAUUCUAAUAGAAAUUUAGAGGAAGUUUUAGAAAAAUUUGAAGAAAUGUAAAGUGAUGAUGAAGAUUUUUCUCCAAGUUCAAUAAAAAAGACUAAAAAGAAUAAAAAUAAAUAAUAAAAAUCUAAAAAAAUAAUAUUAGAAAGAGCUGAUUCUUAAAUAGAUUAAUAAUCAUUUUCACCAGAAAAAUCAGAAAAAUUUAUUGGAAUUAAAAAAUCAAAAAAUAAAUUUGAAGAUUAAUCAAAUGAAAAUUCUGAAUCUUAGAUUAUUCUAAAUAAUAAUAAUAAUACUAAUAAUAAUAUUAAUAAUAAUAAUGAUAGUAAUUAUUCUAUUAGUAUGUUUAAGAAAAAACCUUUAAAUAAAAUUAGUGAAGAAAAUAGUAUCAUAUAAAAGAAUUCACCAAGAAAAUAAGAUGUAAAUAGUCCAUCAUCUGGAAAUAGAAAUAUCUUAAAUAAUACUUCUACAUUUAAAUAAAAUUAAUCUGAUUCAAAAUUCAAUAAAAAUAUUAUUAAUUCUUCUUUUAAUUAAAAUUCAUUAUAAUCUUAAUAAUAAUAAAAUAAUCAAUAAUAAUAACAAUAAUAAAUUCAAUUAUAAUAACCUAAAGAGUCAAGUAGAUUCAGAACAGAAUAAUAAAAAUAAUUAUCAUCAGGUAGAUAAUAAGCUAAUAAAAGUAGAGGAUAAAUUGAUUCAAGUAAUCAAAAAUCUGUUAUUUAAUCUAAUCAAACACCUUAAUUUAUUAAUAAGACAUUAAGAUAAAUAAAGUAGAGACAUUCUAUUAAAGAUGAACAUGGAGAAGUAGAUUAUGAUGAAAUUGAUGAUGAAGUAGCAAAUAGAGGAGUAUAAGUUAAUUUUGGAAGUCUAUAUUUAAAAGCUUCAAUAAUAAAUUCAUAAGAAGAUAAUUCUAAUAUGAUGGGUUCUUAAAUUGGACUCUAAACACCUUAGAUGAGAUAAAGUUAUAGAUAAUUAGAAGAAAAGGUUACUGCCAAAUUUACUCAAACUGAUGAUUUUUUUAUGUGGAAUCUAUUUUAAAAAAUGUAAGUUGAUCUUGGAUUAACAGAAGAAUAAAUAAAAAAAUUGGAAUAAAUAUUUUUGAAUGAAUAAUAAUUUAUACACUAUUAUGAAAAGACUCCAUCUUAAAGAUAAAAAUCAAGAGCAUCUACUGUUUUAGCUGAUUAAACAACAAAAGUAAAAUAAGAGAAAUUUAUUGAUAAUACUAUUAAUGAUAGUAAGAUGACAACUAUGGUUUAAUAAAAAAAUGAAACAACAGAUUCAGAAUAAUAAAUAAGAAGACCUACAAUAUCUAUAAUGAAAACAACUUAACCUCCAAAAGGAUUAGAAUCUCCUAUGAAUUUAGUUGGAAGAUAAAAAAGUUAAGUAUUGCUAUCUUAUACAAAUGAAAGUAGCAUCAUAUAACCUAAUUAAGGUAGAAGUAUAAGUUAAACAUCAGAUGUUCAUAUUGUAAAUUAUGGAAGUGUUAGUACAGAUACAAUUGCUAAAAAAUAAAGAUAAACAACUAGUCAAAAGAUUUUAGAAGAUAUGCUCAAAAAUAAAACUGGUUUAACAUCACCAUUUGAUAUUGAAACAAAAGAAUAAAAAGAAUAAAAAAUGUAUUUUCAUGUAUUUGGAGAUGAAAUGUAAACAGAUGCUGAUUUUGAAUUAGAAGCAGUAAGAGCAAAUUUAGGAAAACCUUUAGAAGUAAUACAAGAUCAUUUAAAGGAAGAUGCAAUGAAAAAAAUAUAUUAAUAAUUCGUAAAUCGUCCAAAGAAUCCUUGGUAAGAUUAAUUAUAUAUGAUUAUAUCUCAAUUUGCAAAUAAACCACCAUAAUCUAUUAAUUAUAUAGAUUUCAAAAAAUAUUAUGAAAAUUACAUGAGAGUAUUAUAAAUAUAAUAUAAUUUUUAGGUACAUAAAAGAUGUGGUGAUGGAUGUAUUCACAUAUAAAGAUUUUUGGCUAGAAUUGGAUUUGGAAUAAAUUCAAAGAGAAAAGCAUUAAAUAUGAGCAAAUAAAGUGUUUCUCCAUUUGAAUUGCCUAAACUAAAAUGAAUGUUUUGAUAUG
Paramecium primaurelia is the source of this 3509-nucleotide messenger RNA. The record is from the annotation of a GenBank genome assembly. NCBI's taxonomy places the organism in Eukaryota, Ciliophora, Oligohymenophorea, Peniculida, Parameciidae.